AUGGGUUUAGAAGGAGAGGGUAAGACCUUGAGCAGUGAGAAAAGUGAAGGAUUGGAAGGAGCUAAAGCAGAUGGUGGUGAGGAACUAGAGGUGCAAGGGGGAGGACGAGCUGAAGAAGGAGAGGAGAGGGAUGGAAGGCGGAAGUCUUGCGGCAUCGAGGGUAGAGGAAGGUUGGAAUACAAAGGAGGAGGAGAAGAGGUGGCUGGUGCUGGCAGAUUUGGAGAUGGUGGGAGGAGGGUGGUGGAAGAGGGCAUGGGAGGUGAACGAGAGGGAGGGGAGGCUGGGUCUGAGAGGGAAGGGGGUGUAGGAGGAGGCGGAGAGGAUGAUAUGGGUGGUGGAGAUGACGAUGGAGGUUCUCGAGGGUCGUCGAAAGGUGGCGAAGAGGGCUCCAUGAAGCACCCCCCUCACUUCCCCGUUUCCCAUCUUCCCCUCCCACCCCCUGUUUCCCAUCUCCCCUCCCCCCUCCCCCACUUCCCCUACUCCAUCCCUGCUCUCUUUCUAAUAUGCACGUGCAUCAUCUCUCCUGUCCUCCCGUCCCACCACCUUCCCUUCCCCCCGGCACCCCAACAGCACGCGCAAAGUGCUAACACGUCCAUAGGCAUUGACGGCGACACAGGUGCCCUCACACGCACGCAUUCUCAGCACGCGCAAGGCACCAACACGUCCAUAGGCAUUGACAGUGACACGGGUGCCCUCACAGACAUGAAGGAGCUGGGGGUGAGUGGUGGGGAGUGGUGGGGAGUGGUGAGGGAGAUUGUUGGGGAAGUCUGUGUGGCGCCGUAUGCAGUGAAGGUGCAGACAGUGAAAACAGUCAUCGAGGCAGCGUGCAUGCUGCUGGGCAUCGAUGACAUUGUCAGCGGGCUCAAGAAGAAGCAGGCGGGCGGCAUGUGUGUGGUGUGGGAGCCGUAUGUGGUGAAGGUGCAGACGGUAAAGACGGCCAUCGAGGCGGCGUGCAUGUUGCUGCGCAUCAACGACAUUGUCAGCGGGCUCAAGAAGAAGCAAGCGGGCGGCGCACCAGGAGGGGGCAAGCCGCAGCUAGACACGGGGGAUGACGUUGACUCGGUGCAGAUGCUGGCCGAGUGA
Closterium sp. Naga37s-1 is the source of this 1083-nucleotide messenger RNA. Lineage: Eukaryota; Viridiplantae; Streptophyta; Zygnematophyceae; Desmidiales; Closteriaceae. The record is from the annotation of a GenBank genome assembly.